Messenger RNA from Choloepus didactylus (southern two-toed sloth), 6225 nucleotides. It is a transcript of the gene ZC3H14, whose product is annotated as zinc finger CCCH-type containing 14. The record is from RefSeq and is a predicted model, not a curated record. Gene Ontology annotation, biological process: regulation of mRNA stability. NCBI's taxonomy places the organism in Eukaryota, Metazoa, Chordata, Mammalia, Pilosa, Megalonychidae. The transcript has 17 exons. Gene Ontology annotation, molecular function: poly(A) binding; metal ion binding. Bases 132 to 2342 code for a protein of 736 amino acids. Gene Ontology annotation, cellular component: cytoplasm; nucleus.
GGACACGCAGUGCGCGGAACCGAAGAAGGAGCGGCGAAGGUGGUGGCCGGGCCGCGGGGGUGGGAGUCCGCGCGGGGCUCCAGGUAAACCAAGCGCCGCGUAGUGCCGAGCCCGCCGCCAGCCGCCGAGCCAUGGAGAUCGGCACCGAAAUCAGCCGCAAGAUCCGGAGUGCCAUUAAGGGGAAAUUGCAAGAAUUAGGAGCUUAUGUUGACGAAGAACUUCCUGAUUACAUUAUGGUGAUGGUGGCCAACAAGAAAAGUCAGGACCAAAUGACAGAGGACCUGUCCCUGUUUCUAGGGAACAACACAAUUCGAUUCACCGUAUGGCUUCAUGGUGUAUUAGAUAAACUUCGCUCUGUUACAACUGAACCCUCUAGUCUAAAGUCUUCUGAUACCAACAUCUUUGAUACUAAUGUGCCUUCAAACAAAAGCAGUUUCGGUCGGGGAGAUGAGAGACGGCAUGAAGCUGCAGUGCCGCCUCUUGCAGUUACAAGCACUAGACCUGAAAAAAGGGAUUCCAGACUUUCCACAAGUUCACAGGAGCAGAAAACCACUAAUGUUAGACAGACUUACGAUGAUGGAGCUGCAACCCGACUAAUGUCAACCGUGAAACCUCUGAGGGAGCCAGCACCUUCGGAAGAUGUGAUUGAUAUUAAGCCAGAACCGGAUGAUCUCAUUGAUGAAGACCUCAAUUUUGUGCAGGAGAAUCCCUUAUCUCAGAAAAAGCCUACAGUGACAGUUACAUAUGGUUCUUCUCGCCCUUCUAUUGAAAUUUACAGGCCACCUGCUAGUCGAAAUGCAGAUAGUGGUGCUCAUUUAAAUAGGUUGCAGUUCCAGCAGCAGCAAAACAGUAUGCACGCUUCCAAACAGCUUGAUGUACAGAAUAGCCGGGUAUAUGAAACAGGACGCUUGUGUGAACCAGAAGUGCCUGAUAGCUUAGAGGAGACUUACAGUCCCUUCUUCAGAAACAGCUCGGAAAAAAUGGAUAUUGAGGAAGAAAACUUUCGGAAGAGAAAGUUGCCUGUGGUAAGUUCAGUUAUUAAAGUAAAAAAAUUCAAUCAUGAUGGAGAAGAAGAGGAAGAAGAUGAUGAUUAUGGUUCCCGGACAGCAAGUGUCUCAAGCAGUGUGUCAGUGCCAGCAAAACCUGAAAGGAGACCUUCACUUCCACCUUCAAAACAAGCUAACAAGAAUCUAAUUUUGAAGGCCAUCUCUGAAGCUCAAGAAUCUGUAACAAAAACAACAAACUAUUCUACAGUUCCACAGAAACAGACACUUCCAGUUGCUCCGAGAACUCGAACUUCUCAAGAAGAAUUGCUGGCAGAAGUGAUCCAGGGGCAAAGCAGGACCCCCAGAAUAAGUCCCCCCAUUAUAGAAGAGGAAACAAAAGGAGAUAAUAUAGAAAAAAGUCAAGGAGCUCAACCGAGACAAUUGUUUUCCCGACUGCAGAUUGACCCAGUAAUGGCAGAAACUCUGCAGAUCAGUCAAGAUUACUAUGACAUGGAAUCCAUGGUCCAUGCAGACACAAGAUCAUUUAUUCUGAAGAAGCCAAAGCUGUCUGAGGAAAUAGUAGUGGCAACAAACCAAGAUUCGGGGAUGAAGACUGCAGAUACCCUUCGGGUACUAUCAGGACACCUUAUGCAGACACGAGAUCUUGUACAACCAGAUAAACCUGCAAGUCCCAAGUUUAUAGUGACGCUGGAUGGUGUCCCCAGUCCCCCAGGAUACAUGUCAGAUCAAGAGGAGGACAUGUGCUUUGAAGGAAUGAAACCUGUAAACCAAACUGCAGCCUCAAACAAGGGACUCAAAGGUCUCCUCCACCCACAGCAGUUGCAGUUGAUGAGCAGGCAGCUUGAUGACCCAAAUGGUAGUUUCUCAAACGCUGAGAUGAGUGAAUUAAGUGUGGCACAAAAACCAGAAAAACUUUUGGAGCGCUGCAAGUACUGGCCUGCCUGUAAAAAUGGGGAUGAGUGUGCUUACCAUCAUCCCGUUUCACCUUGCAAAGCCUUUCCCAAUUGUAAAUUUGCUGAAAAAUGUUUGUUUGUUCAUCCAAAUUGUAAAUAUGAUGCAAAAUGUACAAAACCAGAUUGUCCUUUCACUCAUAUGAGUAGAAGAAUCCCAGUACUGCCUCCAAAACCAGCAGUUGCAACACCAGCAUCACCUUCUAGUAGUCAGCUCUGCCGUUACUUCCCUGCUUGUAAGAAAAUGGAAUGUCCCUUCUAUCAUCCAAAACAUUGUAGAUUUAACACUCAAUGUACAAGACCUGACUGUACAUUUUACCAUCCCACCAUUACGGUACCACCACGACAUGCCUUGAAAUGGAUUCGACCUCAAACCAGUGAAUGAUACCCAGUCCUACCUGGCAGAAGAUCAUGGAUUUGAAAGUCUCCAUCUACUGAUGAAAGAUAUUCUACAGAACUUGUCAAAUCUUUGAAACUUGGAAUAUAUUGCUUUCAUAAUAUGAAGUUUAUUGCCUACUUGAAGUGUCUAAUUUUUCAAGUUUGUAAGUUUAUUAAGUGGUUUUAACAUUGGGUAUGGUUUUCUUUGUUUUGUUUUGACUAAUGAAAAGACAGUUUAAGGAAAAGCUAAAUUCGAUUAAAACAUUUGAGGCAUGUUUGUACACUGCUGUUUUAAGUAUGAGCAUUUAUAGUGUGGUUGAUUUCAUUGUUAUUAAUGGUAGUACAGGUUAGGGCUCCAUCGUUACAUGUAAAUACAGAUGUGGGGAAGAGGAGUGUCCUUAUUGUAAAUACUGGAUUGCUGCUUUUAGUUUUCCCAAAGAUCUAAUUUUCAUAAUCUACUGUGAAAACAGGAGAAUGGACAAAAGUGUGAGAUGGCUUAUAAUAGUCAUUAAUUUCUGCUUUUUAAAUUUCUAAGUGAAUUUAGUUCGACAAGCAUGAUAAUACAGGCCUCUCGGGUUGAGUGCCUCUGUGGUAAAAUGGUAAAAUAGUCCUCCUGGGAAAGGACUAGUGAGAUGGUUGUGUAGAGUGAAAACAGUUGGUAUGGCAAGUGCAAAAAAUAUUAAUAAUUCCUUAAAUGCUUUCAGUUACUAUUAACAUAUACUUUUUAAAUAAAUAUUUUGGGGAACUACAUUAUCACAAAAUUAUACAAAAUUUUUUACAAGUAUAUACAUAAGGUUUCAGAAAACAUUCACAAGAUUAUAGCUAUACAUAUAUUCACAUUCUGAAAAAUAACAUUCUUGAAAAUAACUUCACAGAAAAUAGUUAUUACUGAAGAAAAUUUUUGCAAUGUAAAAAUUAGAUUUGAAUAGUAUAUUUUAAAUGACAGCUAUGUAAUUACAGAGAUCAGAUGGGUAAACUGCAAAAUGGGACUAAACUUUUGAACUGUUGAGUUAUACAGUUUUUCUGUGUGUGGUCUCGAUAAUUGUUAAGGCAAGAAGUGUCAGGUGCUUUAGAAUUAAAUAACAAAUGGAUCACUGAAUUUAAAGACUUGAUGUACAGUAGUUUUGUUUUAAAUUAAAGCUAAAAGGUGGUUAGAAAAUGAACAAAUUAAUGGCAGAAGGGAAAAUAUUGACUCAGACAUUUUCAGAACCAGAUUAAACUAGCUCUGUAAAAAAGUUCAUUGACUUGCUUAGGCAUAUACACAAGGAAUAAUAAAACCACAUGUAUAAAGGAAAGUUCAUGUUUAAGAGCGUAAAACCAGCAGUCUACUUUUUUGUGGCCAUUACUUUUCCAAUAGGGGAAGAAAGAUCUAACCAGUUAUUAAACCAUUUUGUACAUUGUACUUUGCCAUGCUGAGCAGAAAGUAAAAACUUGAAACAUUAGAAAAGCAAAGUGAAAGCACACAAUAGCAUGUCAUUAGGCAUGGGUAAAAUGGAUUCCAUUUCAUUCUAAAAAGUUUACAUUGUUGAAUUAAGGCAUUUGAUCAUUCCAAAGUUACUAAACUGAGAUGCUUUAUAUCUCUGCAGAAGCAAUUUGUUUUAAAUUGUUUAAAAAUUUCUGGAAAUAGACUUUUAUCAUUAUUUAUAAGUGGUAUAUAGUUGCACUAUAUAACAAACAUAAGUGGAAACAAGGGCUUAAGUGGUUUUAGUCCAGCCACAUUACAUAAAGGAAAUAACAUACUAAACUCUGAUAAGUUUUUGCUCUUUAAUAGAAGACACAUUUAAAUGUUUCAUCUUAACAUUUUGGUUGCUAUGUUUUAUGGGCAAGCUAAAGUUGACCCUAAAAUGUGUUGGAUAAUUUGGUCUAAAAUGAACCACCAUAAAAAAAGGAGCACAAAAAGAGGGAAGGGAAUGAGCGUGGUUGGCAGUACACAGCAGGUGGUCCCCGUGUGCACAGUCUGUUUUGGUGUGCACCUACAUACGUAAAACAAACAGGACUCAAGGUAACAGGAGAAGUUUCCAUUUACAAAUUUAGAAGCUUAAUCAGAUACUGCACACAAAAUAAUUCUUUGGGUUAAAAAAAUAAGUACAGGCCAGAAUCUAUAUGACCUAUCACAUCUAUUAAUCUUCUUUUGGCUAACAGCUCAUACAAGCAAGGUGGUCAUGGGACCAAUUACUAAAUGUCACCAUGAUGAUUGCAACAGAAAUGCAACAGGACCAAUUUUAUUCUAUGUAGUUUACUUGCUUGUGGUUAUAGUUGUAGUUUCUGCCUUCAUUGUAAUGGAAAGGAGAUUUCUCUUUAGCAAAAAGCUGGCAUACUUGACCCUGAAGGAAAUUUUAAAACAGUAACUGGCUCAAAAAUGAUUAUUUUUCUUUGCAUGGGAGGGUAGUUCAGGAGAAUUUUUUCCCUUUGAUUUAUUGACUGCCUAUUUAUGAUAUACAUGAAUGGAGAUUUAAUAUUAACAUCUUUUAAAAUUCGGCUUAAUUUAGGAGGAUCCAUUUAUUUGAAGAAUGUAAGAAUACUAUCUUACAUUUCAAGCUUCUUAACACCUUCAGACACAGCAACUGGAGCUUUAAAACUGACAGGGUUCAGUUACUGGUUAGAUUUUCUAUGAUAUAAUUCAGUGAUUUCUGUUUUUAGUAUUCACAAGGCAUUGAAUAUAGAAAAUAGAUAUUAGGAAUCUUUGUGUGCCUUGUCAAAACAAAUUUCCAGAAACCUGAGUGUGUGUGUGUGUGUAUGUAUGGGGGGGGGUGUCUAUCAAUCAUGCUACAAAGAUAAUUAACACAAUAAAAUAAAUGCUUAUAGGGCCAGGAGAACAUCUUAAACUUCUUCACACUUAGAAAAAUAUAUUUUUUAAUAGCAGUCAGUAUAACUUUCAGUCUUCAGGAAACUAUAGAUAAGUGAAACAGCAAAUUCCUGAAUGGCUAGUACUGAUCUUUGGCAACAUUUAUGGUGAAUACGAAUAAGGAUCUAAGAGUUCAGCCCCAGUCCACCAAAAAAUAAUUUUAAUUGACAAGUUUCACAAAUGGAGCUGCAUUCAUUUUAGGAAUCAGCCUAUGGGAUGGCAUACAUCUCACAGAACUAUUUUUUUUUCCGAUAGAAAAAAGCUAUAAAAAUUUUAUUACAAGUGUUAUUAAAUUUUGACUUUGUAAAUGUGUGAACUUAACCUUUUAAACAAAUGUUUAUAUUAGUCUAAAUAUCUUUACAUAUUCAGUAUUCUCUUCCAUUUAAAUACUAUUGUUAUCUAAAACCUUAAACUGUAUACCAUUGGAAAUGAUUAUUCAUAGGACUUUUCCAUUAAUUAAGCUACAAUCCUAUUUUAAUUUUUUCAGUUUUAGAGGUGGCUCAAAAAUGAAAACACAGUGAUCACAAACAACUAACUUUGGAUCUGUUCCUGAAUUCAGAACUUCCAGGAAAAAAAUGUUCUUUAUGAAAAGGGCUUUAUUACUAUUUAAAAAGCAUGGUAUUCUCCAGUAAAGCUUGCAUUUGUUCCCUUAUGGAAAUAAUGUUUGCCUUUUAAAAACUGGGAUCCUUUGGGGUGAUGAUGGUGUUUUUUUUUUUGUUAACGUAAGGAUAAAUUAUUUCAUUACACAGUGAACCAUGAAAAUACUAGAAGUGCUGAAAGAAACAGUUUUGCUAAAAGGGAGAUGAGAAAUUACCCAAGUUGGGUUUUUAAGUUUGUUUUUUGAAGAGUGCUGUCCCCUAAAUCUCCCCUGGUCUGCCAAAUCUGUACUCCCCAAAAAGGGGGCAUGGAGAGGGGCAGCUGGCUUUUAUCAUCAAGUAUGUACUCAGUCCUUUGAAAUUUAAUUAUCUGGCAGUGUAUGGAGUGUGUACAGUUAUCCAGUUUGUAUAGCAAAUAUUUUGAAAUUAUAAAUCUUCUAUUUUGAUGA